CCCGCUCCCUUUCCACACCCCCGCUACCUGCCCAGUCCCCGAGAAUCGUGAGGAGGCUCUGAGCCAACGGGGCCGAGCCCACAACUUUGCAGCUUCGGGGAGGGCGAGAGUCGGCGUCCAGGGCUCCUGUUAUCCGCGACUAGAGCUGGGCCCCUUAGGAAUGUAAUCGAAGAUGCUGGCCCUGAGGCUGCUCAACGUGGUGGCCCCUGCCUAUUUCCUGUGCAUCUCCCUGGUGACCUUCGUGCUGCAGCUCUUCCUCUUCCUGCCCAGCAUGCGGGAGGACCCCGCCGCCCCCCUCUUCUCGCCUGCGCUGCUCCACGGGGCACUCUUCCUGUUCCUCUCCACCAACGCCCUGGGCAAUUACGUCCUGGUCAUCCAGAACUCCCCCGACGACCUGGACGCCGGCCAGGGGACCUCCGCCAGGAAAGCUCCAUGUCCCCCGCCCAGCACCCACUUCUGCCGAGUGUGCGCCAGAGUCACCCUGAGGCACGACCAUCACUGUUUCUUCACCGGCAACUGCAUUGGCAGCAGGAACAUGCGCAACUUCGUCCUGUUCUGCCUCUACACCUCCCUGGCCUGCCUCUACUCCAUGGUGGCGGGCGUGGCCUACAUCUCCGCCGUCCUUUCCAUCUCCUUCGCCCACCCCUUGGCCUUCCUCACGCUCCUUCCCACCUCCAUCAGCCAGUUCUUCUCUGGAGCUGUCCUCGGUUCUGAAAUGUUCGUCAUCCUCAUGCUCUACCUCUGGUUUGCCAUCGGCCUGGCCUGCGCCGGCUUCUGCUGCCAUCAGUUGCUGUUGAUCCUGCGGGGUCAGACCCGCCACCAGGUGCGGAAGGGGAUAGCAGUGAGGGCCCGGCCUUGGCGCAAGAACUUACAGGAGGUGUUCGGGAAGAGGUGGCUGCUGGGCCUGCUGGUCCCCAUGUUCAACGUGGGAGGUGAGAGCUCCAUGCAGCGCGACAAGUAGAGGGCACUCCCAGCAUUUCUCUUUCUGUGUCUUGACUUUUCCUGAACAUUAGACCAUGGCAUCCUUGUCUCCACCCAUGACCCACUACAACGUAUGGCUGGUGAUGUCCUAUCGUCCACCCCCCACUGGGACAUGGAGAAAAACAUAGGCUGCUGGAUCGUGACAAGGAGGAAAAUGAGGUCCCCCAGGCAUUUUCACCUUCCCCACAGGACAGCCAGGUGGCUGUCGGGAGGCCACCGCUUUGGUUUCUUUUCCUCGGGGUCCUUGCCUUGCCCCCUUCCAUGUCUCAUGGCAUCACUGCCAUGUGUUACAGCUCUUCCUCUCAGCCCCAUGUUGGGAGUGGGGAGUGAAUUCUUGCUUCCAGGAGGCUGCUUCCUGGGACCUGGAGGCUGGCAAAGAUGUUUAAAAUUACCAGGUCUGCUCUGCCAACUGCCAGGAAGGUUGGAAAAGGGUUGGGGGGUGUCCCCAUCCCCUCCGUGGAACUGUGGGCAAGGGGAAGGCAGAAGAACUCGGUAGCUUGCUGCUCACACCACCCUGCCCCCAAGUUGCAAGGCCUUUCUUUGGGACACAGCAGCCAAUGGUCUGGGAUAGCCAGCUGCUGUCCCCCAUGCAUCUGUCCCCGCUGGCCACCCCAGCCCAGUCCAAGACCUGGCUGGACACUUUCUUUCCCUGGCCUGCUUCCUGCCUUUGCUAGAUGCUGGGAAGGCAAAGAGAAGAGAGAAGAAAGGGGGCCAUACCGAUAAGUGAUAGAGAUAUGUGACUACAUAAGCACUAUAGAAUGGGAUGAGAGAGAGAGAAAGAGAGAGAGAGAGGAAGAGAGAGAGAAGAGAAAGCUUAGGGAAGGGGAAGAGAGGGUCACAGAGUUUGGGCACUGGGUUAUUUGGGGGAAAUGAUGAGAGAGGUGAAUGGGUUCAUUUGUUCCCUGCAUUGAGGACUUUCUGAAAACUAAAGGGGUUCCAUGUUAGACCGUCUUCCUGGACACCGUGGGGUGUGAGUGCCACUAGCCUGGAGGUUUCCCAGCAGGGGCUCAGCAGGCGAGCUGUGGAGAGACUCUCUGCACAGGGUCAGGGAAGGGAACGUCUCUUCCCACCCCAAGAUUCCGGAGUCCUCUUCGUGAUUGCAGGCCGAGAGGCAAGAGCUGCAGAGGUGCCUAUGAGCUGUGUGCUUUCAUGGAAGAGUCUGAAAAUCAUGAUGGGCCCCGCCCGGCCACUCAGGAGAGAGUUGCUGGAGGGAGAAAGUCCACCUGGGUCUUAAUGCUGGUUAAGGGGGGUGGCGUUCGAGGACAGGGAGAUGGAGCUGUUCAGAGGCAGGCGGGGACAGUGGUGGGAGAGCAGAGCUUGAAGGUCAUGCUCACCUCGGAAGGGUGAAAUUGGGAGGGUUGAAGCUGAGGAAGGGGAGACCAGAAUAGAGGGGUGCAAUGGCCAGACCAGCCCUGUUUAUCCAACUGGCUCUGAACAGGGGCACAGCUGCAUGUUCUGGCACGCAAAGGACCAGACCCCUGGGACAUACAAGGGAAUGGAAACAACAUACGUGCCCCUCCCGACUGGGUCUCGAGGUCAGUCAGCCAUUCAUGAAGGCAGCAGGGCUGAAACCCACACUCCACAGUGUCCGUCUG
Molecule: messenger RNA, 2576 nt
Organism: Artibeus jamaicensis (Jamaican fruit-eating bat)
Lineage: Eukaryota; Metazoa; Chordata; Mammalia; Chiroptera; Phyllostomidae
Gene: ZDHHC22
Product: zinc finger DHHC-type palmitoyltransferase 22
Exons: 3
Coding region: 173-961 (262 amino acids)
Biological process (GO): protein palmitoylation
Cellular component (GO): Golgi apparatus
Molecular function (GO): palmitoyltransferase activity
Source: RefSeq, a predicted model, not a curated record